Numida meleagris (helmeted guineafowl) is the source of this 1369-nucleotide messenger RNA. Its product is annotated as poly(U)-specific endoribonuclease-A-like. Bases 278 to 1147 code for a protein of 289 amino acids. The record is from RefSeq and is a predicted model, not a curated record. Gene Ontology annotation, molecular function: RNA endonuclease activity. NCBI's taxonomy places the organism in Eukaryota, Metazoa, Chordata, Aves, Galliformes, Numididae. The transcript is spliced from 7 exons.
GGUCACCCGUUGAUAAGAUAAGGAGCACAGUUAGUACAACAAGCUCUGACUUCCUGGUCUGCAUGUGCUUGUGGCAGCCAAGUCACAGGACGUGGUGUUGUGGCUACACUCCACGUUUCCUCCUGGGAUUUUGCACCUCCUAUCUUGUCAUUGGCUUUCUGAGCGACUGGAGGAGGAGUGAGGCAGCUCUGCUCUGUGGGCUACUGGAAGGUGUUCUGAGCUCCAGCUUGUGUUUUCCCUGCUUGGUGUGUUGCUACGAGAAAAACUUCUGCAUAGCAUGGCUGAUAGGAAGGCCUUAAAUCAUGAACUUUCUAAACUUUUCAAUGAGAUGUGGGAUAUGGAUGUUAACCGCUUUACACCUGGGAAAGAUUAUGCAAUUGAGCUGCAGGGAAAAGCAGAUGCUGUACAGCAAGGUGACAGUGCUGUCCGGGACAGUGCAGCCAGACAUCUGUUUCACUACGUAAAUGAAGAACGCCUGAAGAAUGUAAAAACUUUUGCAACCUUUAUUUCCUUAUUGGACAACUACGAGACAUCAACUGGAGUAGAAGAAGUAGUGACUCCAGAAGAAAUAGCUGAAAACAAUUGCUUUCUUGAUGCUAUCUUAAUGACAGGAGUAAUGAAACUAGCUCAUGAGUAUCUGCUUAAAAAAAAACUAGCAAAGCCAAACCUUGCUGAUUUCAAGUAUCAGCUCUAUGACAUCUGGUUCCAGCUCUAUCCCAGGAAAGAAGGAGACAGACCUGAUUCUUGUGGUUUUGAACAUGUUUUUGUUGGAGAAACAAGGCAUGGUAAACAGAUCUUAGGUUUGCACAACUGGGUGCAAUUUUAUCUUCAGGAAAAACAUAAUCAAAUUGACUACAAGGGAUACAUCACUCAGAAGAACAAAACCAGGCCUGAUAGCGAUGACCAAGUUUUGAGCAUUCAGUUCAGCUGGAAGGGCUCAGUCAAACCAAUUGGAAGCACCUUUAUUGGUGUCAGCCCCGAGUUUGAAUUUGCCCUUUACACCGUCAUUUUUCUGCUGUCUGAAGAAAGAGUCACACGUGAAACAGUGAAGAUAGAAGAAUAUGAGUUACAGAUAGUCGUUUGUCGCCAUGGGCACCACAUUGGAACAGCAUAUCCUGUACUCCUCAACACUAAUAAUGAAGACUAGUAUGUACAGUGAUCAGGCAACGUUUCUUCCUUUCUUUUUUUUUGGUGGAAGGGAGGGAGUAAAUUGAUGUGUUGUUUUGUACAAUUCAUUUCUAGUAUAAAUUUAUGAGUUGUUCGCUUUUGGUUUGCACUGAAGUGUUGAAUCAAUAGUAUGCCACGUUGAAGUCUCUGAGCCACGUUGAAAUAAGCUUCUCUUCAUAUUAAAGCCUGUAUUAAACUUGUA